CUUGUGAUACAUUCAGCCGUGUGGCAUUGUUUCCUGUCUUCCUUCAUUUUCCAGGCAAGGAGACCUGGCCUCAAAAUAUUCCUACAUACUUUCCUUCUUGAGUUAUUCCUGAUAGCUUUUUCCUCCCUUCCUCUGCCACCACAUGGAUCCUUUCCUCUCUAUAGGCACCAGCCUCAUUAUAACAACUGGAUUUCUUCAGAAACAGAAGAACUCCCCCAUCUCUUGGUAUUCCUCCUGGCCCAAAACACACACAUGCCUAGUCUAUGCCAAGUUCCUUGAGAGGCUUUUUAUUUUUUAAUGCAUUGUUUCAAUAGAUAAUAUAUUCAUAAUCAUAUAUCAAUAUAUCAUACCCAUUAGGUAAAAUGUACAUAUUUGUAUGAUUCAAAAUUCAAAAUAUAUAAAAAGAUAUAUAGUGGGAAGUAUCCCUCUUGCUUCUUUUGCUCAGCACCUGCUUCAUCUCCCUAGAGGGAGCUAAAUCAGUCUUACCGGUUUCUUAUAUAUCCUUCCAGAAAUAUUUUGUGCCUGAAAAAGCAUACAUAUAUAUGUUCCCUUUUAAGCAUAAAUAUUACCAUACUAUAAACACUGUUCUACAGCUUGCUUCUUUUAGUUAAUAUUACAUCUUAAAGAUCAUUCCAUAUCAAUACUUAAAGCACGCCCUCAUUUCUUUUUUCUAUAUUGCAUAAUAUUCCAUCAUAUGAAUAUACCCUAAUUUACCUAACCAGUUCCCUGUGGAUGCACAUUUAGGUUGUUUCCAGUGUUACUAUUACUAACAAGGCAAUGAAUGACUGUGAAUAUGUUACCUUGUAGGUACGUGAAUACAAUUAUAUGGUAAAUACCUGGAAGUCAAAUUAUUGGAUCUAAGGGUUUUGAAGGGUCUAAUCUCAAAUAGUUGUCAUAUUUGGAAUGAGCUGAUAAAAUAAUUCCUCUAAAUCUGUUAACAUAUUAAUAGAAGAAAUAUUGAAGAUCAAAAAUCUUUAGUACCUUUAUUUUUAGGUGCUAUAAGCCAGUGAGAGAGAUACUUUAGGGAACAGGGAUAUUCCUAGAAAUGUAACUUGGUGAUUCUUUAUUGAAGAUCCGUAGUGUGCUAGGGACUUUGCUCAAUUCUAGAAAGCCAAAGAUGUAUAAAACACGAAGACAUAACAGUGGAGCAAGGGAGAUUGUCUUCUGCCAAUAAGAUGUGAUUCGUCAGAGAGUGGCAUGCUGUCCCGUCUGGGUGAUCUGCUCUUCUACACUAUUGCUGAGGGACAGGAACGAAUCCCUAUCCACAAGUUCACUACUGCACUGAAGGCCACUGGACUGCAGACGUCAGAUCCCCGGCUCCAGGACUGCAUGAGCCAGAUGCGCCGCAUAGUUCGAGAGACCAGCAGUGGUGGCCUCUUGGACCGAGAUCUCUUCCGAAAGUGUGUGAGCAGGAACAUUGUGCUCCUGACCCAGGCAUUCCGAAAGAAGUUCGUCAUUCCUGAUUUUGAGGAGUUCACGAGCCAUGUGGACCGCAUCUUUGAGGAUGCCAAAGAGCUCACUGGAGGCAAAGUGGCGGCCUACAUCCCUCAGCUGGCCAAGUCAAAUCCAGAUCUGUGGGGCGUCUCCCUGUGCACUGUGGAUGGUCAGCGGCACUCCGUGGGCCACACAAAGAUCCCCUUCUGCCUGCAGUCCUGUGUGAAGCCCCUCACCUAUGCCAUCUCCAUAAGCACCCUAGGCACUGACUAUGUUCACAAGUUCGUGGGCAAGGAGCCCAGCGGCCUGCGCUACAACAAGCUCUCCCUCAAUGAGGAAGGAAUCCCCCAUAACCCCAUGGUCAAUGCUGGUGCCAUUGUUGUGAGCUCCCUGAUCAAGAUGGACUGUAACAAAGCAGAGAAGUUUGAUUUUGUCUUGCAGUAUCUGAAUAAAAUGGCUGGGAAUGAAUACAUGGGUUUCAGCAAUGCCACAUUCCAGUCAGAGAAGGAAACAGGGGAUCGGAAUUAUGCCAUCGGCUAUUAUCUAAAGGAAAAGAAGUGCUUUCCUAAAGGGGUGGACAUGAUGGCUGCCCUGGAUCUCUACUUCCAGCUGUGCUCCGUGGAGGUGACCUGUGAAUCAGGCAGUGUCAUGGCAGCCACCCUGGCCAAUGGCGGGAUCUGCCCCAUCACAGGCGAGAGCGUGCUGAGCGCUGAAGCAGUGCGCAACACCCUCAGCCUCAUGCACUCCUGCGGCAUGUAUGACUUCUCGGGCCAGUUUGCUUUCCAUGUGGGCCUGCCAGCCAAGUCAGCUGUGUCAGGAGCCAUCCUCCUGGUGGUGCCCAAUAUCAUGGGAAUGAUGUGUCUAUCACCUCCCCUGGACAAGCUGGGGAACAGCUAUAGGGGUGUCAGCUUCUGCCAAAAGUUGGUAUCUCUCUUCAAUUUCCACAACUAUGACAAUCUGAGGCACUGUGCUCGGAAAUUAGACCCACGGCGUGAAGGGGGAGAAAUUCGGAACAAGACUGUGGUGAACCUGUUAUUUGCUGCCUAUAGUGGAGAUGUCUCAGCUCUUCGAAGGUUUGCCUUGUCAGCCAUGGACAUGGAACAGAAAGACUGUGACUCCCGCACAGCCCUGCAUGUUGCUGCAGCUGAAGGACACACUGAAGUUGUUAAAUUCCUGAUUGAGGCUUGCAAAGUGAAUCCUUUUGUCAAGGACAGGUGGGGCAACAUCCCCCUGGAUGAUGCUGUGCAGUUCAACCACCUGGAGGUGGUUAAACUGCUCCAAGAUUACCAGGACUCGUACACACCAUCUGAGACUCAGGCUGAAGCAGCAGCUGGGGCCCUGUCCAAAGAGAACUUAGAGAGCAUGGUGUGAGCAUGGGGCAUGCACAGUCCCUGCACAAGAAAAAGCACGAGCUGGCCACACACUUAACAUAUAACCACCAAACAUGCUACAGAGGGCCGCACUGCUUCAGUGGGGG
Molecule: messenger RNA, 2911 nt
Organism: Kogia breviceps (pygmy sperm whale)
Lineage: Eukaryota; Metazoa; Chordata; Mammalia; Artiodactyla; Physeteridae
Source: RefSeq, a predicted model, not a curated record